Messenger RNA from Dromiciops gliroides (monito del monte), 8771 nucleotides. RefSeq names its product ArfGAP with RhoGAP domain, ankyrin repeat and PH domain 2 (gene ARAP2). Gene Ontology annotation, molecular function: protein binding; phosphatidylinositol-3,4,5-trisphosphate binding; GTPase activator activity. The record is from RefSeq and is a predicted model, not a curated record. Lineage: Eukaryota; Metazoa; Chordata; Mammalia; Microbiotheria; Microbiotheriidae. Gene Ontology annotation, biological process: signal transduction; positive regulation of GTPase activity.
GGAGGGAGAGGGAGGCAGGCAGGCAGAGAGAAAGGCAGUGAAGGGACGCCCGAGAGAUCGGAGCCCCAUCGGCGGUGGAGACGUCGGUGCCCGUCUUGCUGCUGGUGCCUUCAGUCCUGAACCUGUACACUGCUGAUAUGGAAACUCUCUACCAAUGCAGAUCAGCUACUUAUCUGUAACUUAGCCAUAGAGAAUAUCUUUGAGGCAGUAAGAGUUUGACUGAACUAGCUCAUGGUCCCAGCAUGGAUUAGUAGCAGGACUUUCACCCACGUCUUUCUGACAACCAGGUUUAAAUAUGUUCAGAGCUCAUAUUGUGGAGAGGAAUACUGUUCUGAAGAAAUUAAUAUGCCACAAAUGGUAGAAGAUGAUCUGACUCAGAAACACUUUCACUGGCCUAUGCUAUCCUGUACUUAAAACAGGGAUUAGUAAUGAAGCCACCAUUAUGUCCUCAGUCAGUGAAAUGAAUUCUGACCUCAAAGAGUUGUUAACAAACAUUAACUUGGAGCAGUAUCUUUUAUACUUCCAGGAAUCUGGCUACCAUACUGUGAAAGACUGUGCCGAGAUAAAUGACAGCAUACUACAGAAAAUUGGAGUAUUGCCUACAGGCCAUCGAAGAAGGAUUCUCAAACAGUUGGAGAUGAUCCUUUCAAAACUGCCGGACCCUGUGGUGUAUGCAAACAUUCAGAAAAGAAAGAAGGACCCAGUAAUAUUAAAGGAUGAACAGGAUUUGUCUUCUGGUUCAGAUACCUGGAUCAAACUUUCAGAUUUGUGUGGGAAUCAGAGCAUUGGCCCGGAGUCUUUGGAGGCUUCAACAACAGUUCCCUGCAGAAAUGAUAUCUGUAAUGAAAAUGGGCAGUGUACAGACUCAGUUGAUACAUCUUCUCUCUCUAAGCAGAGUGAUUCUCCUCUUCUAGACAGUGUGUCCCCACAGAAUUUGGAUUGUUGUCAAAACGUUGCCCUUGACAGUGGAAGUACAGAGAACACAGCUUUGGUUACAAAAAAGAAUAUGGAUUGCGCAGAUGAAAAAGAACAAAUAGGGCAAGUUGGCUGGAAUCUCGACAGUCCUGGGGUGUUUCAUAAUGAGGAAAGAGGACAUCUUUCCUCCCUUGAUUAUUCUGUUUCCAAAACAAGUCCUGAAAACGAGCCUGGGAUUGUAUCAGCUAGACCAGCUCCAUCUCCAUUCUUUGAAUUUAAAGGAGAGAUGAUUGUAAACGACUUGUAUAUUUCAUCCACACAACAUCUAGCACCUAUGAGGAGUUGUAGUAAAUUGGUUUCCAGACCAUCACGAUCUUUCAUGCUCAGACACAGGCCUGUGCCAGAAAUCCCAGUGUCAUCCAAAGGAGCAGUUUCAGGGAGCUAUGCCCGAGAGAGGAGAUUUGGUGGGAACUCCAAUGGAAAGACAUUCACUGUGCAAAAGUCACUUGAAGAACAGUCAUCUUUGAUCUUUCCACAUGGGGAUGCUUUUCUUUUUAAGAGCACAGAAAAUUCCAAGAAAUCGCUAAAGAAUGAAUUUGGCCUGUGGAAGAAAAACUUAAGCAAGUGGGGUCCUGAAAGGAGUUUGUAUUUUGAGCAAUCAAGCAUAUAUGAUAACAGAGUGAAAACAUGCGAAGACAAAGUAGAAGAUAUUUGGAUUCCUAGAGAAGACAAAACUGCUUUUCAAUUAGAUUCUGCUUCUGAGUCCGAAUAUUCCACAGUGGAAGAAUGUUUUAAUAGUUUAAGAAGAGGAAAUUCCAAGGCAUCCAAGUCCAGGUCUCAGAAAGGGAGUUUGGACUCUGCUGCUAACAGGCAUAGUUAUCCGCUAAGUUCUGUUAGUGGACUUGCUGAUCAACCGACCUUGACCUCAAACUCCAUAUCACCUUAUGCAUGUUAUUAUGGAUCAUCAGCACAAAAGGUCAAGUCCGGAUGGUUGGAUAAGCAGUCUCCUCAAGGAAAACGCAUGUUUCAGAAGAGAUGGGUGAAAUUUGAUGGCUUUUGCAUUUCUUAUUACAAUAAUGAAAAGGAGGUAUAUUCAAAAGGAAUAAUUCCCCUCUCUGCUGUAUCGACAAUCCGUGGUCAGGGAGACAGCAAAUUUGAAGUUGUUACAUCACAAAGGACUUUUGUAUUUAGAGUAGAAAAAGAAGAAGAGAGAAAUGACUGGAUCACUAUUCUGCUAAAUGCAUUGAAAUCUCAGCCGCUCGCUCCUCAGUCUCGAUCAGUUCUACCUGAGAAGUGUGGAUAUCUGGAGUUAAGAGGAUACAAAGCUAAGAUUUUUACCGUGUUAAAUGGAAGCAAUGUGUGGCUCUGCAAAAAUGAGCAGGAUUUUAAGAGUGGACUCUAGGGCAUUACUAUAAUUCCUAUGAAUUUAGCAAAUGUAAAACAUGUGGAUCGGACUGUGAAACAAUCUUUUGAAAUAAUCACUCCCUACAGAAGUUUUAGUUUUUCACAGAGGUCGGAAAAAGAGAAGCAAGAGUGGAUUGAAGCCGUGCAGCAAUCGAUAGCAGAAACUCUCUCGGAUUAUGAAGUAGCUGAGAAGAUUUGGUUCAAUGAGUCAAACAAGAACUGUGCUGAUUGUAAAGCACCAGACCCUGACUGGGCCAUCAUCAAUCUCUGUGUUGUCAUUUGUAAGAAGUGUGCAGGACAACACAGAUCUUUAGGACCAAAAGAUUCAAAAGUUCGCAGUCUAAAAAUGGACGCCGGCAUUUGGAGCAAGGAACUCAUUGAGCUUUUUAUUGUCAUUGGAAACCAAAGGGCAAAUGACUUUUGGGCUGGAAACCUUCAAAAAGAUAAAGAAUUGCACAUAGAUGCUCCAGUAGAAGAAAGAAAACUUUUUAUUACUCAGAAAUAUAAAGAAGGACGAUUCAGAAAAACCUUUUUAGCCUUUCUUACCAAAGAAGAAUUAAAUAAGGCCUUGUGUGCUGCAGUAGUUAAACCAGAUGUUCUUGAAACAAACAUAUUGUUUAGUGGAGCUGAUGUAAUGUGUGCAACUGGACAUCCUGUUUACAGUACCCCUUACUUACUAGCUAAGAAAGCUGGACAAAGUCUACAAAUGGAAUUUCUCUAUCACAAUAAAUUCUCAGAUUUCCCCAAGCAUGACAUUCAUUUGGAAAGUGGAUUACCUCAAGAAUCUUCACAUUCCACUUUUCUCUGUGACUUUUUGUAUCAAGUUCCAUCUGUGGCUGCUAAGCUGUCUACAGAGAAAAAAAUGAUUGAAGAAACAAAUAAAAAAUGGUGUGUUUUGGAAGGGGGCUUCUUAAGUUAUUAUGAAAAUGAUAAGGCAACAACUCCUAACGGCACCAUUAAUAUGAAUGAAGUUAUCUGCCUUGCUAUACACAAAGAGGACUUCUAUAUAAACACCGGGCCCAUCUUUACCUUUGAAAUAUACUUAGUCUCAGAGCGUGCUUUUUUAUUUGGUGCUGAAACUGCGCAGACGCAAAGAAAAUGGACCCAAGCAAUAGUGAAGCAUUUUGUCCCCUUUGUUGCUGAAAAUUUAGCAGAAGCUGAGUAUGACUUAAUUGGUCAAUUGUACUACAAAGACUGCCAUACUCUGGAUCAAUGGAGAAAAGGAUGGUUUGCUAUGGAUAAGUCUAGACUACAUUUUUGCCUUCAAAUGGAAAAUGCAGAGGAAGAGUUGAUGUAUUUAAGGAGAUUACAGGAGCUAACAAUCAGCACAGUAGUUCAAAAUGGAGAAAAAAUAGAUGUUUUGCUCUUGGUCGAAAAAGGAAGAACAUUAUACAUUCAUGGUCAUACUAAGUUGGAUUUCACAGUCUGGCAUACUGCAAUUGAAAAAGCUGCAGGUACAGAUGGUAAUGCAUUACAAGACCAGCAGCUCAGCAAAAAUGACGUCCCCAUUAUAGUGAACAGCUGUAUAGCAUUUGUUACACAGUAUGGUUUGGGAAGCAAGCAAAUCUAUCAGAAAGAUGGUGACUCUUUCCGCAUAAGUGAGCUCCUGGAAAGUUUCAAAAAAGAUGCAAGAAGCUUUAAAUUGAGGGCUGGGAAGCAUCAGCUGGAAGAUGUGACUGGCGUGUUGAAAAGUUUUCUGUCUGACAUAGACGAUGCACUUCUUACUAAAGAGCUGUAUCCGUACUGGAUCUCUGCAUUAGAUACUCAAGAUGACAAAGAAAGAGUUAAAAAAUAUAGCACAUUCAUACGUACACUUCCAGGGGUUAACAGGGCAACGUUGGCAGCUAUAAUUGAACACCUUUACAGGGUUCAGAAAUGCUCAGAGAUCAACCAGAUGAACUCUCACAGUUUAGCUAUGGUAUUUUCAUCCUAUUUGUUUCAAACUAAAGGACAAACUAGUGAAGAAGUAAAUGUAAUUGAAGACCUAAUUAACUAUUAUGUUGAAGUGUUCGAGGUUAAAGAAGAUCAAGUCAGGCAAAUGGAUAUAGAGAACAGCUUUAUUACCAAGUGGAAAGACACUCAAGUUUCACAAGCUGGAGAUUUGCUCAUUGAAGUAUUUGUUGAAAGAAAAGAACCUGACUGUAGUAUCAUAAUAAGAAUAUCACCUGUAAUGGAAGCAGAAGAAUUGACAAAUGAUAUAUUAGCAAUAAAGAAUAUCAUCCCUGCCAAAGGGGAUAUAUGGGCUACGUUUGAAGUAAUUGAAAAUGAAGAACUCGAGCGCCCACUUCACUACACCGAGAAUGUGCUAGAACAAGUACUUCAGUGGAGUUCAUUAGCGGAGCCUGGCAGUGCCUACUUAGUGGUGAAGAGAUUCCUAACCAUGGAUGUAAUUAAACACUACAAUGAGAGGAGUGCAAUGGAAAGUGUAAAAGAAGGAGUCUUGAAAUUCAAGGAAGAACCUUCUAAAAUACUGUCUGGAAAUAAAUUUCAAGAUCGGUACUUUGUUUUGCGAGAAGGCUAUCUCUUUCUUUACAAGGAUAUAAAGAGUAGCAAAGCGGAUAAAAUGCUUCCUCUCCAUUCACUGAAGUUUUACCUUGGUGUGAAAAAGAAAAUGAAAACUCCAACAAGUUGGGGGCUGACAGCAUAUUCAGAGAAACAUCACUGGUAUAUGUGUUGUGAUGGUCCACAAACACAGAUGGAAUGGUUGACCAGUGUUUUUCUUGCCCAGCAUGAUAAUGAUAUAUGGCCACCAGCUGGAAAAGAACGUAAGCGAUCUAUAACCAAAAAUCCCAAAGUUGGCGGUUUGCCUUUAAUUCCCAUCCAGCAUGAGAAAAAUACUAACCAAGCCAGAAGAAAUAUAGAGAAUGCAAAAGCAGUGCUUGAAAAGCCGAGGCCCCUUGAAAAGCCGGAAAAAGAGCAAAUAGAAGCCAGUCUAAGAGAUCGAGCCUCGAUGGUAGCCCAUUGUCUGGAACGCAAGGAGGACAAACUCCGAAGUCGGACUAAAAAACACCGGAGUUUGAACUGUCUGGAGGACUCGGGUACUGAUAUUCUUCACAGUCAUCACAAAUCACAUAAAGACUUCAAGAUUCUGAAGAAGAUAGAGGACAAGAAUAGCAAAUCUAGUUUGGAAACUGAUAACAAAUUACCAUCCAAAGAUGAGGAACUCAAUGUUGUUCUACAGAGAACAAGAACCCUUCCCAAAGAUCCAUAGUAGGGGUUUGGCCAAAAGGGAACAAUGCUUUCCUUUAGAUAGUGUAUAAUAGGUUGGUUGUUAAUGCAAAGAAUAGGUGAGAUAGCUGUCCCUGUUUGUAAUUACUACAAAAUGCCAAGAAGUUUAACAUAAAGUGCCAAGAAGUUUAAAGUAUGUAUAUGCGGUACCAUUAAAUGAUAACAGAUUUACUGUUGUGAAUAUAGAUUAAUGUAAAGUUAUAAUGGAAUAAUUCACUUUUGUACACUCAGAGGUUUCCUCUGAAGUCUCCGCCUAUUGUAAGUAGUGGUGGUUAUUAGCAAUGUUGAUUAAAAGAGGAAUCCUCUGAAAGCAGAGGCCUCAUAAUGUACUGUAAUUAGUAUAGGAUGUGUGGUUUUUUUCCCCCACAAAUGAUUUUGUUGAAUUUGAUAGUAUAUGUAACACAUAUUGCACUUUGAGAAACUUUGUGUGUUGAGUUGCUGCAUGAUUUUAGGUUUACAGAGCUAAAGCCUUGAAGGGGCAUGAUAUUGUUGUGGUCAGUGGUUAUCAUGUGGUGGCUUAAUCUGAAGCGAUCUUUGAAAUGAGGGGAAGAAUUUCACAGGUUCUUAGAAAUGAGGACUGUGGUGUGACGGAAGCUACUUGUGGUCUGCUUCAGGUCAGUAGUGACUAGAAGCCGUUAAUGCCAGUUGGCGUGGCAGGCUGUGGCACAAGUAGAUUUAGCACUUUUUCUGUAUUUUCCAGUGAAUGGUAUUCAGAUCACUACAGUGGCUUAAUUGUGCCCUUGGGUCCAUUUUCUUGGUCUUUUGAGUGAAAUAAGCCAUAGAUUACAUUUACUAGCCUUUUAUUCUUUAUAGGUGGCUUGAAAGGCCAUUAGACAACAUACCGAUAAGCAGGCCUUGAAAGUAGCACAGAUUCUGUUAUAUCCAUUGACUAUAUAAGAGCAGUAGCUAAAAAUCUUUAUCAAUAUCUCCCUAUAUCUAUAGCUCCCUAUGUAGAGAUGUAUAAGGAGAUAUAGAUAUAUACUUGUAUAUAUAUAUAUAUAUAUAUAUAUAUAUAUAUGUGUGUAUAUUGCUUUUACACAGUCAAUAGGUACAAUAGAAUCCAUACUCCUUUUAAGGCUUGCUCAUCAGUUUAUAGUCUGGUAAGGAAUUUAUGUAUGUGUGUAUGUGUAUAUACACACAUGUGUGUAUAUGAUCACAUACACAUAUAUACCUAUGCAUAUAAUACAUGUGUGCACGUAUGUGUUGUGGAAAGCACAAAAACGUUAAGGUUGUUCUCUUUCCCCAUCAGGUAAAACUAAACUGAAAAAAUGAGAUGUAAUAUUAUCAUUUCCAUGCUGAUAUUUCAUUUGAAAGGCACUAGGUCAUAGAGCUGGAAGGGAUAUCAACAUUGGUCUAGCCCGAUCCUCGAAUUUUAUCAGUUAGGAAGCUAGUGCACUUAGAGUUUAUGUGACUUGUUCAGAGUUAAUUUUUUCAUCAAGUUGUUGCUGGUAUUCUGUUAAAUUAAAAGAUGAUUACCUAAGAAACUGAUAAAGAGAGCUAUUCUGUGCCUCAGUCUAAAGAUAGUGGGGCAGUCCCUUUCCGUUCCAGAUCAAAUGAGAAAAUAUUUGUAAAGCACAAAGCCUGGCACAUAGCAGGUGCUUAAUAAAUACUUGUUCCCUCCUACCUUAUUGAAUUGGUCAUUGAGUAUAGUUUACUUUUUACCCUCACUAACUCCUAAUUAAGUCCUGGAUUGUGGCUAGAUAGCCCCUAAUUUCCAAGCCUGAAGGACAUAUGAUAUAGCACAAAUAGCCCUGGCUCUGAAAUCAGAGGAUUGGGGUUCAAAUCAUACCCGUGAUGCUACCUGUGUGACCUUGGACAAGUCACUUAAACUCCUAGCCCUGAAUGUACUGGUCUGUAACAUGAAAGAGUCAGUGUUUGAUGAGCAGUGAUGUCCCUUCCUGCUCUAAAUCUAUGAUCUUACAGAUGAUGUCAGUUUUUAUGUUGGAAAGUAUCUGUACAGCCAGGUAUUUUCUUUCCUGGCAUUCUCCCUCUCAUAAUUAUUCAUUUGUCUCUUAAAUGUCUAGAGUUCAUUUGUAUGGCAAUAUCAUCAAAGAAUGAUCAUACUCUUUGGCCAGUACAGAACCUGAUGUAGCACUCCAUGAUUUAUUGUGCCAUCAUUUCACCCCCAAUGGUGGUAGGAUAAAUAAAUGCUUCAGGCAGCAGAUAGUACUCAAGGAAGGGAGAGAGCUGCUCUUUAAUUGGAAAUGAGUUGUAAAACGAAGAGAAACUGCAGGACAGUUACUAAGUAUUCAUAACGGUUUGGGAACCUCUGUUGGGAGAAACCAUGAUAGGUAGAAGGAAAAAUCAAUCACAAAUGAACUGCUAUUCAUAAUCAGUUUUAUUUUAUUUUAGUUUUUGCUUUUAAUUAUGAAGGCAUGUUGAAUAUGAUCUUUUUUGAAGUUGGUCUCUUUUUUAAGGAAGGUUUCAAGAGUAUCUGAUGGAUCCCAAGUUGUUCCAGAACUUAAGUUUUACAAGGGUCACCUCCUACCUUCAAACAUCACCCCCUUUAGUUUUCUUACUAUGUUGUUGUAAGAAUCGAAUGCUCUACUGUAUGUAAAGUGCCUUGUAAAGUGCUUUGUAAAUGCCAAUUUUUAUUUGUUCGUAACUAUGCCUUAAGAAUUCUACAAAAAUAGGCUUUUAAAAAUCUGUUUAAAUGUGACUGCAGUUCUUCCCAAGGAUAUGCACAAGUUGAAAAUGAUUCCGUUAUAUAGAAGUGAUAUCAGAUGAAAUUGUUUGCCAGUUUAUUGAAACAGAUGCUGCCUGGUGUUGCCAGACUGUGGCUGAGCUUUCUACAAUUUAUGAUUCUGACAUUGUCAAUAAAAAGGGGAGAUUGGGGGUGGGAGGGAUCUUUCCAAAAAAAUGUAAACUUCUACAUACACUGCAUAGAAGUGACUGGAGGCACUCUUUCUUUUCUAAAAUCACUAAAAUUCAUUUCAAGUACAUUAUUUGUUGUUCUAUUUAAUUUAUAUGGCCCCGAUGGCUCCUUAAUGCUGCACUGAAAAUUCAAUGUCAAGUCAAAAGCAUCUGGAGAAGAAUCAGACCUUUUAUGCAACUGGAUGCUGGUUUGCCCUGUUUUUUUUUUUUUAAAUCACCCUUCAGUACUGAAAUGUGUAAGAGUUGUAUAUUGCAGAAUAAAUAGUAUUUUCUUCAAAAUGUUUCUCUGUUCUAGAUGUGAGGUUUUGAACAUCUCCAAAUCAUCUAUCUCUGACAUAUUGCUCUCUUUU